This is a messenger RNA of Argiope bruennichi, 2716 nucleotides long. RefSeq names its product urease subunit alpha-like. The transcript is spliced from 23 exons. Gene Ontology annotation, biological process: urea catabolic process. The record is from RefSeq and is a predicted model, not a curated record. The coding region runs from base 127 to 2688 and encodes 853 amino acids. Lineage: Eukaryota; Metazoa; Arthropoda; Arachnida; Araneae; Araneidae. Gene Ontology annotation, molecular function: urease activity; nickel cation binding. Gene Ontology annotation, cellular component: urease complex.
CAGAAUGUGGUCAGAAAAUGAUAAGAAAGCCAUGUUUAAAUCGUCGUAGUUGUGAACUGCAAUAUAAUCAGCCGGACAAUUUUAGAAUUCAUUAAAUAUUUUUUGGAAUUUUAAUAAUAAAAGACAAUGAAGCUAACUCCACGAGAACAGGAAUCUUUACUCAUUCACCAGGCUGGAUACUUAGCUCAAAAGAGAUUAGCAAGAGGAUGUCGACUCAAUCAUCCUGAAGCAGUUGCACUCAUUGCAUGCCAGAUUCAAGAGUUUGCCAGAAACGGGGAUACAGUGGUUCAACUAAUGAGUAAAGGGAAACUUCUUUUAGGCAGAAAGCAAGUAAUGCAUGGAGUAGGAGACAUGAUUCACGAUGUUCAGAUUGAAGCCACUUUCCCUGAUGGAACAAAAUUGGUUACAGUGUCUCAUCCAAUAUGCAAAGAAAAUGGCGAUCUAUCUCUUGCAUUAUAUGGAAGUUUCUUGCCUGUUCCGGACGUAGCCAUAUUUCAAAAUAAGGAAGAGGACGAUGAUAGAGAUUCUAAAAUGAAAAGAAUUAUUCCUGGAAGUGCCAUACCUAAGAAAGGAGCGGAAAAGAUCACACUAAAUGAGGGACGAAAGAGAGUUGCUCUCAAAGUCGCCAGUAUUUGCGAUCGGCCCAUUCAGAUUGGGAGCCAUUAUAAUUUCAUAGAAGCCAACAAGAAUCUUGUCUUUGAUAGAGCGAAGUCAUACGGAAUGAGAUUGGACGUUCCUGCAGGUAAUGCUGUUCGAUUCGAACCUGGAGAAAUUAAAAUUGUCACUCUAGUAGAAAUCGGAGGUGGAAAGAUUAUAACAGGAGGGAACAAUCUUUGCAACGGCCCUGUCACCAAGAGCAAUUUGCCAGAAAUAAUGCAACGCAUCACUGAGUUAGGAUUUGGCAAUGAAAUUCAGGAAGAGGUUUAUCCUAAAGAGCCAUACAAAAUUCCAAGAUUUUCUUAUAUAUUGAAUUAUGGUCCAACUACGGGAGAUAAGGUUCGAUUGGGCGACACGAUGCUUAUAAUCGAAAUAGAAAAAGACUUUUCUGUCUAUGGAGAUGAAUGUAAAUUUGGUGGUGGAAAGGUUCUUCGAGAAGGCAUGGGCCAAGCAUCUUUCAGAAAGAGUUCUGAGGUCUUGGAUACAGUUAUAACAAAUUGUGUUAUAGUGGACGCUAUUCAAGGAAUAGUGAAGGCUGAUGUUGGGAUAAAAAACGGCAAGAUUUCUGGCAUUGGAAAAGCUGGCAACCCAGACGUCAUGGAAGGAGUGAUUCCGGGGAUGGUGGUGGGCGUCUCUACAGAAGUGAUUGCGGGGGAGGGUCACAUUCUAACAGCUGGUGGUAUCGACAGUCACAUACACUUCAUCUGCCCACAGCUUGUCAGGGAUGCUAUAGCUUCGGGCAUCACCACGAUGAUAGGGGGAGGUACAGGUCCGGCCACAGGCACGAGAGCAACGACUUGCAGUCCUGGACCCUACCAUAUAAGGUUUAUGAUAGAAUCCACGGAUGGAUUUCCCAUGAAUUUUGGAUUUACAGGGAAAGGAAACACUUCUGAUUUUGGAAAGUUGUCUCAAGCCCUUGUAGAGCAAAUAGAAGCAGGAGCUAUUGGUCUGAAACUUCACGAAGACUGGGGAUCAACACCUGCGGCCAUUGAUUGCGCUCUGACAGUUGCCGAUGAAUUGGAUAUUCAGAUUUUAAUCCACACUGAUACACUCAACGAAUCGGCUUGUGUGGAACAAACAAUCGAAGCUUUUGGUGGGCGUACAAUACACACAUACCACACAGAAGGAGCUGGUGGAGGACAUGCACCCGACAUAAUUCGAGUGUGCAGCGAACCCAACUGCAUUCCUUCGUCAACAAAUCCGACAAGACCUUAUACUCGAAACACAGUAGACGAGCAUCUCGAUAUGUUGCUAGUAUGCCAUCAUUUGGACAAGAAUUUGAAAGAGGAUUUGGCAUUCGCUGAAUCCAGAAUUCGAGCAGAGACGAUUGCGGCUGAAGAUGUUUUGCAUGAUAUGGGAGUAAUCAGUAUCAUGUCAUCGGAUUCUCAGGCAAUGGGUAGAGUCUCAGAAGUAAUUUGCCGUACUUGGCAAACGGCGGAUCACAUGAAAAUAGCCAGAGGGUAUCUUCCAGAAGACUCUAGCAACAACGACAACUUUCGCGUGAAGCGAUAUAUCGCCAAAUACACUAUCAAUCCUGCCAUAGCCCAAGGUAUAUCGCACGUGGUUGGAUCCAUAGAAGUAGGAAAAAUGGCAGAUCUUGUUUUGUGGAAUCCUGCAUUUUUUGGUUCUAAGCCAGAUCUAAUUAUCAAAGGAGGUGAUAUAGCAUGGUCUGAAAUGGGUAUGCCUAAUGCUUCAAUUCCCACUGUACAACCAGUUAAAUACAGAAAAAUGUACGGAGCAUAUGGAAGUAGCCCAAAGAAAAAUUCCUGUAUAUUUGUUUCAGAGGUAUCAUUAAGUAAAAACGUAGUGCAAGGCUACAAUAUUGGAAAAGAAACAAUAGCUGUACGCCGUUGUAGAGAAAUAAGUAAACGUGAUAUGGUACUGAACGAUACUCUACCGAAGCUGAGAGUUGAUCCAGAAACAUACAAAGUAUACACAGCUGAAAAUUUGAAUGGAGAAGAAAUUUGGAUUCAUAUGACUUGCGAACCAGCUAAAAGUUUGCCAUUAGCUCAAAAAUACUUCUUAUUUUGACCAAAAGAAAGUUUAAUAAAUAAAUGAA